Molecule: messenger RNA, 2362 nt
Organism: Falco peregrinus (peregrine falcon)
Lineage: Eukaryota; Metazoa; Chordata; Aves; Falconiformes; Falconidae
Exons: 5
Coding region: 127-810 (227 amino acids)
Source: RefSeq, a predicted model, not a curated record
AUAUACAUUUCUGUCAUCCUCACCACAUGAGGGAAGAGGAAGUUAAUUACAAAUCUGUCAUGCUUUCAUUUGUUGCUUUGCUGAUCUUCAACAAAGACACCCUGAUGCAAGUGCUAAUAACCUUGCAUGAUGAUCGUAAUUUCACUGAAACUUCUUUUAACGAUGUGUUUUGGCUGCUUAGCUACAGGUCACAAUAAUUUAACAGUCAUCCAAACACCGACGAAAGUACAUCUGUCAGUUGGAGACUACACUGAAAUUGCCUGUAUUUGGGAAAAAUCAAUUGAGAGGUAUAGAGUAAGCUGGUAUCUUGUUGACAAAGAGAACAUCACCAAAACUCUAUCAUCAAAAAUUUUCUAUGUAUCCAACAUCACCCGUGAAAGCAAGGAUGUGCUAAUGAUAAAAUCUGCCAAUGUGAAUGACACUGGAUUUUACUACUGUCAGAUAAUUAUUGAAAUACCUUUUUGUAAGAAAGUGUAUGGAAAUGGGACAACAGUGAUUGUUGACGAGAAAGUCAAUCAGCAAAACGACUCAUUGAAAGGAGAUUUGGCAACAUGGGCCAUCAUUCCUUUUGUAGUAGCAGUGGGAAGCUUGUAUCUUUGCUACAAAAAGAAACAGCGCUCAAAACUUUCUGGUUCUGCACAGGUUCCUGCGCCAGCGGCAAGGCGUCAGGACGCACGGAUGCUCAAGGUUGUAGAACAUCAAGGGAGAAAUGAAUGCACCAAUGAAGCAGCUGAGGAAAACUCAUCAUGUAAUUCUGCUGAAUGGGCUGUGUCUACACUUUAUGAAUCACUUGACCCUUUUUGGCAAUGAACGAAGGGGGAAAGAUGACAAAUCCACUGCAACUAUUGUAUCCAAUGGAGCAGAUGAGCAAACUCCACAGACUAGGACAACUGCAAAGUCUAGAACGGGACGAGGAUCUGCCGUCUACUUGUCCUUUUAGUUCUGAAUGUCAAACGUCAUAAACAAAAUAUGGCUAAAUAACUAUAAACCUGAAAACAAUACGAUAAUUUGCUGCUGAAAGAUGGAUUAUGUGAGUUUCCAGUCAGAAGUAUGUCAGCGGGACAAUACACAAGAAAAAAGGUUGGUUUCAAGCAGCUGUUGAAUGUUUUGUCUGUAACAAAACACUGUAAGGAGUCCAUGGAUUGGGAGGGUAUGUCGUUUUAGAUGACUGUCUUCAACUCUUCCCCCCAUAUCCAGAAAUAAUAGAAGAUGUUUUAUCAUACUUUGAAAAAUCUUCUGGACUGAACAACAUUCUCCAGCGAAAGCAUUUCUUCAGGUAGCCCAUGCAUAAAUAGCAGAAGGUACAGAAAAAAUGUACAUGGUGGUAAUAAUCAUUUGACCAAACAGACAGUACUACACACAGCGUGGAGCCUGAUCGCUGAAACCAUCGUCAGUGCUAUCCACAUCAUAGCCAGAGUGGUAUGCCACGAAGGAUUAUGAUCCUGUGGAAAGGGACUGUUAGCAUUAAUUCAUUCACACACUUGGAAAAUCUUCCAGAGAAAGUAGUCUCCUAUGCACAAUGAAAUACUAGGUUUAAAUUAAGCAAUAUAUAUUAUUAUUAUGUAGAAUUAUUGUCUAACUGGUGGAGGAGGGGUUGCUUGGAGGAGAUGGGAGUGGGGUUUUUUGGUGUUGGUUUUUUGUUUUGUUUUGUUUUGUUUUUUGCCAGCUCUAAAACUUUUUAAAAAAUCAAAACUGAAGAAAAAUCAGAACUGAAAAUAUAAGGAAAACCUGGCUUCCAAGGUCUGAACAGAGGUGAAGAGUAUUGACAGCAAAGCUGAUGGCAGUUGUCCCAGGGCUGCUGAAUACUAAAAGCAGCUAUCUGAAAUGUGAAUGUGUUUAUGUACCAGGGUUAUUUCGCCUUGUUAUUUUUUUCAGAGCUAAGCUGGAGGUUAGAUCAUCUUGCCAGCACUGCAGGGAGAAACGACUUCACUGCUGGAGAGGUUUGUUAGAGCUUGUACCUGGGCAGUGCCAAAGGUGCAGAACAGUUUUCCCAGGGACCUUAAGAACAGUUUGUGUGGUCUAAAUGUGAAUGGCUUGCUACUCAGUAUGCUGUAAUGAAAUCUUUGUGGCCAUACAGCAUGGUUCAUGGUCUGGCUCUCUGUGCUAUAGUGACUGCAGUUCACCAAGCUACCUCUCAAAUUGCCAUAGCUCGGCCAUGGCUCACUCUUUGGUGUGCAUCCUCUUUCCUGGGUUGUUCUGCAACCUGCCCUGAAUGCCCUUCUGCAGUGACUAUACUGCUGUCCAAAAUAUGCUAUAAUCACUGCACUGUGAAUAUACCUUGUAUGAAAGAAACUAUUUGUUAUGGUACAUCUCAUGGUAUUUACGUAUAAAUUGAAUAAAGCAAGAAGAUUUUCUUUUCUUC